AUGGCGGAACGAGUGGCCGUAGUCACCGGUGCGAAUAAGGGCAUAGGCUUCUCCAUCGUCAAGGGGCUUUGCAACAGGUUCCGGGGGGUGGUGUACCUGACGUCUAGGGACGUCGAACGCGGGAAGCGAGCCGCGGCCGAGCUGAACAAACUAGGCUUGUAUCCUGAGUACCGCCAACUCGACGUGGCCGAUCGCGACAGCGUCCUCCGUUUCCGCGAUUUCCUCAAGGAGGAACACGGGGGAAUCGACGUCCUGAUCAACAACGCGGCCGUCGCCAACUGCCGAGACCUUUACAACACGUACGAAGAGAACCGCUACAUCGUGGACAUCAAUUACAAGAGUAUUCUCACAAUGCAAGAGCUCAUUUUCCCGCUGGUGCGCGACGGUGGCAGAAUAGUGAAUAUUUCCAGCGACUGCGGCCACAUAUCGAACGUGAGGAACGAAUAUUGGCUCGAUGUUUUAUCGAAGAAGGACUUGACGGGGAAGGAGAUCGACGAUUUCGUUGAGUGUUUCUUGGAGUCCUGCAAGAAUAAUACGUUCAAGAGAGAAGAUUUCGCCGACAACGGGACUAUAGCGGCGUAUCGGGUCGCGAAGGUGGCGCUCAGCGCGUUGACUAUUUUGCAGCAAAAGCAGUUGGAGAAGAGGAAUAUAAGCGUGAACUCGAUGCAUCCGGGCCUCGUGCGUACGGACAUGACGGCCGGAGUCGGCUUCUACGACGCGGACGAAGCGGCAGAGACCCCGCUCUACUUGGCUCUAGACGCCCCAGACGAAUUACGAGGAGCGUACGUGUGGUACGACAGGAGGGCCCUGGACUGGUACGACCGCCAUGCUGACUACUUCUUCAAGACUUCGACGCUACAAGCGUAA
This is a messenger RNA of Leptosia nina, 867 nucleotides long. The record is from the annotation of a GenBank genome assembly. Lineage: Eukaryota; Metazoa; Arthropoda; Insecta; Lepidoptera; Pieridae.